GCUGGCCCCAGUUCCUCUUUACGAAGGGAGGAUCGCGGCUGGAGUGCAUACGGGAAGACCUUACCUUGUUUCAACACGGGACAGUGGAAGUUACCAUGCAAUUAGAAACGCCCCAUUGUGAAGCGGGAAUCGUGCGCCCCGAGAGCUUGGCAUAUAAUAGCAGCAGCGAGAUGUCGGUCAUCCAGCGAUGCCCGUUACUCACCGGGGCUUACCGGGAUGAACGGAGCUGGAGCAUAGAAAACAAGGAAAUUGCCCGUUCCAGUGCCAAAGAUGACUUUCCUAAUGAAACCAUCGCUAUGAAAGAGGAGCUUGUGGAGCAGGAGUGCAGUGAGACGGCCAAAGAUUCUCCUCAACCGAGUCAGACUGAAGAUGCUCUGCUGAAGGAAACGAUAGUUGUGAGACACGGUGAAGGAAGGAAUGCCGCCAUGCCUGGAGGUUCCGAAGAGGAGCAAAUGUCCGCAUAUUGUAAAGAAGAAUUUCCCAAACAGGAAUUUGCCCACAUAAAGGAGGAGGCUUAUGAGAAAAGCCUUCCUUUAAACAUUAAAUCGGAGAAUGUGUUUGGCCAGCCUCAGUCAGUGGAUUCAUUCACUAGCAUGAAGUCUGAGGAAGACUUAAUGAAACUUUAUCAAAGUAGUACUGUGGUGGUCCCCGAGGACCUGACAACCUCUGCAGUGAAUGAGUGGGGGAAGAAAACAACAGAAAAGGGCAGAAUGGGCGAGAAACCACAUUGGUGUCCAGAUUGUAAAAAGUCAUUUGGUACAUUGUCUGCACUUCGAAACCAUCAGAAAAUUCAUACAGAAGAAAGACAUUAUUCCUGCAAUGAAUGUGGCAAAGCAUUUGGCCAACUGUGUGCCCUAAGAAAUCAUCAGAGAAUUCACACGGGAGAGAAGCCUUUCACUUGUACAGAAUGUGGGAAGAGCUUUGCUCAGAAUACCCACUUGAGAAAUCACCUGAGAAUUCACACCGGAGAAAAACCCUAUAGUUGUAGCACGUGUGGGAAGUGUUUUAGUCAUAUGACGUCCCUGAAAAAUCACCUGAGAAGUCAUUCGGGCGAGAAGCCGUACACUUGCGCCGAAUGCGACAAAAGCUUCAUUCAGCUGACGCACCUGACAAUUCACCAGAGAACGCACACAUCCGAGAAGCCUUAUAAUUGCAGCGACUGUGGGAAAGGUUUCAAUCAGAAAACUCACCUGAAGAGUCACCAGCGGACUCACACGUUUGAGAGACCCUACAUUUGUGCCGACUGCGGGAAAAGCUUCAAUCAAAGGACCCAUCUGAUAUAUCAUCAGAGAACUCACACUGGCGAGAAACCAUAUUGCUGUGCGGAAUGCGGAAAAACCUUCAGCGUUUUCAAAAGUUUAAAAAUACACGAAGGCAUUCACACGGGGGAAAGACCUUACAGCUGCCAGGAAUGUGGGAAAAGCUUUAUUCACAAUAUCAGCUUGAAAGAACACCAGAAGAACGUCACAGAGGACAGGGUCUACAGCUGUGCUGAAUGUGGGAAGAACUUUAAUAAUGUCAAAUGUCUUAAAUAUCACCAAAAGUGUCACACGGCUGAGAAUCGACACACUUGCAGUGACUGCGGGAAAAGUUUCAGCUUUUUGACCAGCCUGAAGGUGCACCAGAAAGUGCAUGCAAAAGAAAGACCUUAUGGUUGUGCUGAAUGUGGGAAAGACUUCAAACAGUUGGCCCGGCUGAGGAUACACCAGAGAAUCCACACCGGUGAGAGGCCGUACAGUUGUUCAGAAUGUGGGAAAAGCUUCAGUCAGAAGAUCCUUCUCAAAAAACACGAGAGCAUUCACACAGGAGAGAAGCCGUUUAGUUGUAAUGAAUGUGGAAAGUCUUUUACGGUCUUCAAGACGUUCAAAAUGCACGAAAGGACGCAUGCAGAAGAAAGACCCUAUUCUUGCAAAGAGUGUGGGAAAGCAUUUGUGCAGAUUGCCAACUUGAGGAUCCACCUGCGGACUCACACAGGAGAGAAGCCAUAUACCUGUAGCGAGUGUGGGAAGGGCUUCAGUCAGAUGACGAACCUGAGAAUACACCAGAGGAUCCACACUGGAGAGAGACCCUAUGGUUGUGAUCAGUGUGGGAAGACAUUUACGACCUUGGAGUGUCUGAAGAUCCACCAGAGGAUCCACACAGACGAAAGGCCGUAUAGUUGUAAAGAAUGUGGGAAGGGCUUCAUUCAGAUAGCCCACCUGAAAACCCAUCAGAGGACCCACACGGGGGAGCGGCCGUACAGCUGCACUGAAUGUGGCAAAGGCUUCAAUCAGAUGUCCAACCUGAGAAUGCAUCAGAGAAUUCACAAAGGAGAGAAGCCAUAUGGGUGUCCCGAAUGUGGGAAGGGCUUUAGUCAAAGGUGUCGCCUCAGGAAACACCAGAGAAUACAUGCAGGGAAAGCAGAGUGACUUCUGUCAUGGCACCUGGCAAAAAACAAAAUGUGCCAGAAGAUGUAUUAAAAUGGACAUGGCGUGUGCAUGUUAUGUUCCAGGUCAGUGUGUGGAGUGGCCCUAAUCACCAUGUUCAUCUGUGAAUGCAAAAUGAGCUCUGACAAAACUCGCUUGAAUAAGAAAGGCACAUUGAAAAGUUUAAGAUUUCCUGUUACAAGUUAAAUUUGCAGUUCGAAAUCCAUCCCCUCCUUUGUGACUUUUCAGUUACUGUGGAGGAGCUUACAGGCUUUAUGAGAUAAAAAACAGAAAAAUAUCUAAAUUAAAAAAAUAGAUAUAUCUUGAUAAAUCUCUCAGAAAAAAAAACAGACAGACAUUUUCAAUGGUGUCUUUUAUUUAUUUAUUUUUUUUAAUUUCAGACGAGGUGAAGAAAUAGUAAACUACUCAACACACUGCAACCGACUUAGACAAUGUGUGGAGCAGACCCGUCGUGUUGGCCUCAUGCAUUCCUGUGACUGACCGUGGCAAACUCUUUGAAACAUGUAGACUCAUUUAUAUCCAUAUGCAAGGAAUUCUAUAUUCUUUAUGAAUUAGGCGAAUACAGCCAAGGUGUUUUCUUCAUCAUAUGUAUAACUAUAUAAUGUACGCCAGGUAUUCCACAAGUUAUAAUGUGUACUUAACAGUUUAAGUUUUAAAUCAAGCGUAAUGUGUUGUUUACAACUCCGGUCAUUUACAAAGGCUAUAAAUCACAGUUUUGACACCAACCAACGGGCUUCAUUUUCUAUCAUGCUUUACAUGCUCACAGAUGCUGCCAUCCAUCCAUCAUCCAACCCACUAUAUCCUAACUACAAGGUCACGGGGUCUGCUGGAGCCAAUCCCGGC
Messenger RNA from Polypterus senegalus (gray bichir), 3269 nucleotides. RefSeq names its product oocyte zinc finger protein XlCOF6-like. Bases 96 to 2408 code for a protein of 770 amino acids. The transcript has 2 exons. The record is from RefSeq and is a predicted model, not a curated record. Lineage: Eukaryota; Metazoa; Chordata; Cladistia; Polypteriformes; Polypteridae.